AUGGGCCGCUACGACUUUGCCGCUCAGAAUGUCCACAAAACCGCAUCACAACUACUAGCCGCGAAACGACUACAAGCACCACCACCCUGGCACAGCAUCAUCGCAACAUAUCCUCCAUCCGAUCGACUUGUACGAACACCGAAGCAACGGCCUCAAAAGCCUGGCAAGCGAGCUUCUCGACUCUUUCAACCGCUCAAUGUCAAGUACGAAGAGGAUCGCCUGCGAUGGGAGUACUUCAAUGACCACCCGUGGGAAUUGGCGCGGCCGAGAGUAAUGCUCGAGGAGGAUGGUAGAGAUCAUGAGAAGUGGGACUGGAACCGCCUCCUGAAACCACUUCCUGACUCAAACCUGCACAGCGUCGUCCAACGACAACAACACCUCAUGAAAGCAGAAUCCCUCCCAGCAGCAAAAGCCUACGACCGAGCCCGCAAAGAACUCUACCGAGCCCGACAUUUCCGCGAAGUCCAACAACGAGUAGCUCGAGAAGAAGCUCUCGCGCAAGGCGCAUACUUCGGUCCAGGACCAUUGCAAAUCGGAAUGCAAAUCGAGGACAAAAUGUACGAAAACUGGAAGGAGUGGGCCGUUAAGGAGAUUGCAGCAGCGAAGGCUUUGGCUGGCAGUGCGUAUACCGGCCUGGAGCAGCAGGCGUCCAUCAUCGAGGGCAUUUCGGACGAGUCGGAGGCAUUACAGGAAGUGGUGGAGAGCGUGCCGGGGUCGAAUAAACUGCCGGCUGCAAUGGGUGGUGUGGCACUUCAUCCUUGA
Molecule: messenger RNA, 762 nt
Organism: Zymoseptoria tritici IPO323
Lineage: Eukaryota; Fungi; Ascomycota; Dothideomycetes; Mycosphaerellales; Mycosphaerellaceae
Exons: 3
Coding region: 1-762 (253 amino acids)
Cellular component (GO): mitochondrial small ribosomal subunit
Molecular function (GO): structural constituent of ribosome
Source: RefSeq, a predicted model, not a curated record